Cyprinodon variegatus (sheepshead minnow) is the source of this 4263-nucleotide messenger RNA. It is a transcript of the gene ints6, whose product is annotated as integrator complex subunit 6. Bases 330 to 2930 code for a protein of 866 amino acids. Gene Ontology annotation, cellular component: integrator complex. The record is from RefSeq and is a predicted model, not a curated record. Gene Ontology annotation, biological process: snRNA 3'-end processing. The transcript is spliced from 18 exons. Lineage: Eukaryota; Metazoa; Chordata; Actinopteri; Cyprinodontiformes; Cyprinodontidae.
AGAAGCAGGGACUCACUUAGAGGGAAAGUUUGUUACUAUGAAACUUAGGAAUAUUUAUAAAAUAUAUGCAUAAUUAUCAAAAUCCCUCGUGCAUCAAUAACUUGCCCCAAGGGUAUCAGGUUUUAGGCUUAGUUUUCCCGGAAUGGGCUUCUACACUCACUAUUCUUAUACUUUUUUUGAAAGAAUGUGUGAGACAGACAGUUAGCCAGCCAGCUAGCUAGCUAGCUAGCUGAGAGGUGAGACAGGCGGCAGGAGAACAAAAGAUUUUUUUGCGUUUUGGCCGGUUGUACUGACACCAAGUCCAUGCAGAACGCGUCAUUACCACCACAAUGCCCGUUUUACUUUUUCUGAUAGACACGUCCGCUUCAAUGAACCAGCGCACCCAUCUGGGCACUACCUAUCUGGACAUAGCAAAAGGCGCUGUUGAGACUUUUAUGAAGCUCAGAGGGAGAGAUCCGGCCAGCCGAGGGGACCGGUAUAUGUUGGUAAAUUUUGAGGACGCUCCGUUCGGGAUAAAGGCUGGAUGGAAGGAGAGCCAUGCCACUUUCAUGACAGAGCUGAGGAACCUCCAAGCAACCGGCCUAACAACUUUUGGCCAGUCCUUGAGGACUGCUUUUGAUUUGCUAAAUCUCAAUAGAUUAGUCACUGGGAUAGACAACUAUGGUCAGGGAAGGAAUCCUUUCUUUCUUGAACCUGCCAUCAUAAUUGCAAUCACCGAUGGCAACAAAUUGACCGGCAGCAGCGGCGUGCAAGACGAGCUCCAUCUGCCUCUGACCACGCCGCUGCCGGGAAGCGAGCUCACCAAGGAGCCCUUUCGUUGGGACCAGCGCCUGUUUGCCCUGGUGUUGCGUAUCCCUGGCAACACCUCGGUAGAGCCCGAACCGCUCGGCGGCGUCCCGCCCGACGAGUCCCCGAUCACACCCAUGUGUGAGGUCACCGGAGGGCGUUCCUACAGUGUGUUCUCUCAGCGCAUGUUGAAUCAGUGUUUGGAGUCUCUUGUGCAGAAAAUCCAAAGCGGGGUGGUGAUAAACUUUGAAAAGACUGGACCCGACCCUCCUCCACUAGAAGAUGCUCCAGCUGAGGGGUUGAAGUCCGGUCCACAGCCUUGGCAUUGCUGUCACAAGCUGAUCUACGUCCGACCCAACCCUAAAACCGGCGUCCCCAUUGGUCACUGGCCCAUCCCUGAGGCCUUCUGGCCCGACCAGAACUCUCCAACACUACCGCCCCGCUCAGCCCACCCCCACGUACGCUUCUCCUGUGUGGACGCAGAACCUAUGGUUAUAGACAAGGUGCCCUUCGACAAGUAUGAGCUGGAGCCUUCGCCGCUCACGCAGUACAUUCUGGAGAGGAAAUCCCCACACACCUGCUGGCAGGUAUUUGUUAGUAAUAGUGCCAAGUACAGUGACCUGGGUCAACCGUUUGGUUAUCUAAAGGCAAGCACAGCUCUUAACUGUGUCAACCUGUUUGUCAUGCCCUACAACUACCCUGUGCUUCUGCCUCUUCUGGACGACUUGAUUAAAGUGCACAAGUUCAAGCCGACCCUGAAAUGGAGGCAGUCCUUUGAGAACUACUUGAAGACCAUGCCUCCUUAUUAUAUCGGAUCUCUCAGAAAGGCCCUGAGAAUAAUGGGGGCACCAAACCUCCUGGCUGAGAACAUGGAGUACGGUCUGAGCUACAGCGUGGUGUCCUACCUGAAGAAGCUCAGUCAGCAGACAAAAAUAGAGUACGACCGCCUGAUUGCCUCGAUUGGCAAGAAAGCCCCUCCAGAGCCCGGCAUCAAGGUCCGAUGGCGGGGAGGCGGCAUCUCUUUAGCACAGAGGAGGGACUUCAUCCAGCAGCUGCAGAGUCUCACAGGGGAGGCUCCCACUCUGCCUAUGGAGCUCAACCCUAAAGAGUUUCAGGGUUUUCACUUGGCACUACUCAACAAAGGCCUGAAGCCUCAGAGCUUCAGGAACCCCUACGACAUCCCACGCAGCCACUUGCUGGAUCAGCUCAGCCGAAUGAGGAGGAACCUGCUCAACACCACUGUCUGUACUCUACGAGGGCAGGACUCCGACCAGCUCCACAGCGUGCCAAUCGCCCAGAUGGGAAAUUACCAAGACUUCCUCAAAUCUGCUCCGCAGCCUCUCCGAGACGCAGAUCCCGAACAGCCCAAACGUCUGCACACGUUCGGAAACCCUUUCAAACUGGACAAGAAGGGUAUGAUGAUCGAUGAGGCGGACGAGUUUGUGACCGGCCCACAGAACAAGGGCAAGCGACCCGGGGAGAGUAGCAACAUGCCGGGCGGCGGUCCCAAAAGACGGCGCUGCAUGUCGCCUCUUCUGCGUCUGGGCAGGGCCUACACCCCUCCAGUCACCCCUCCCGCCAGCCCACGCCACUCAACAGAUAUGGACAUCAGUGACGGAGCACCUGACCUGAUCAUCAACCACCUUAACCAGAACCACUACAGUUCCGACUCCAGCUCCGACCUAGAGCUGGAUCACCCCUCGGGACCCGCCGACGUCCAGGAGAACCACAACUCUGCAGAUCCUCAGCUCCUCCGGCUCAAGGAUGAGGAGGAAAACAGGGGGACAUGCGAGCCGCCAGGCAGCGAGGGAGGGGUGGAGAUGGUGGUGAUGGAGGACCAGACGACCCGAUUCCUGUCGCCCGCUGCCCUGAAGAAGCACAUCCACGGCGAAACGACAAAGGUCAACAACGAGCUGAGGGUGCAGAUCACUAAGGAGAUCAGGAAACCUGGCAGACACUAUGAGAAGAUCUUCUUCCUCUUGAAGCAGAUCCAGGGCACGCUGGACACUCGGCUUAUUUUCCUCCAAAACAUCAUCAAAGAGGCCGCCAGGUUUAAGAAGCGGGUUCUCAUCGAGCAGCUGGAAAACUUCCUGGAGGAAAUCCACAACAGAUCCAACACCAUGAACCACGUGGAGAUGCUCUGAGACCGGCUCCAACCAAACAGACUUUACUAUGAGACCUGACCCUCCCCCCACAUCUCCACCCCAACCAAGGCCCAAAGACGACACACGGCCGAACCCACGAUCUCCAGCACCUUCAGCUGACCUGUCAUUAAAUCCACAUCAAUGGUAGACAGUAUGUCCGACUCUGAAUGGGUCUUAAUUUCAAACUAGAUCAAGGGGAGGGGGGUGUUAAUGCUGAUCUAAAGAGAUGCUCCGUUUAUGUGUCAUCAGGGGGCCUAACUCUCAUUUUGGUUACAGUUGAGUUAACAGACACCUCCUGCGUUUGGGUCGAAGUUAAAGACUUUUCCAGAGAGGAUCAGAUGAGGGCCUGCAACCAGAGCGUGAUGUUCUUCUUUUCUUUUCUGUGACAAUGUGGCAGAUGGUUUCAGUCUGAGCAUUAUAUGUUUUGUUUCCAACCCAGGGUCAAAAGGGAUCCACCGAAGUGGUCAUAAAACAAUUUUCUCCCACUACUCUUAGUUUUCUGUGUGUGAAUGAGGAGGUGAAUUUGUUUCUACACUCCACCAACCAGAGCACUCCACUCACUAAGCUCCCAAACUGACUUAAUUUGGCUCCAAACUGGUGAUUAUUGAUGUUUGAUGUUGGAGAAAGUGAAAGGUUCUCAGGAUCCUCCGAGUUUCCUUUAAACCGAGAAGGAAAGGUUAUGAUAGGGAUUGAAGACGGGGACGAAAAAGCUCAGGAACUGUGACUAAUGAUUCAGCAAUAACAUCGAGUCCCCCCUCCCCCACCUAUUUAUUAAAGCCUUAAAGGGCAGAUAUGCAACACGGACUGUGGUCUGCUGAAAGCAGUGAUUGAGUGGGGUCUUGGUUGCUGCCAAAUUACUAACUCCCAUCAACCCCCCCCCCCACCCUCUGCCACGAAUCUCAAACCAACUUCUUGUCGCUUCACUGUAUUUGCACUUGUGUAUAUUUGAGAAUUAUUUAAUGUAAGUUAAGAAAUAAUAAUAAACUACGUAUUUGUUGCAAUUUAAUGAAAUAUUUCAGCGUUCUCAAAUGUACACAAACAGACCGCCGGUGGUUAAAGGUCUAAAGGUCAAAAGUUGAUUUCUGAUUCCAGUGGCCGUCGUCUUCCUCCGCUAAACAUCCCCUCCUCCCCGAAAAGGGACCAAAAUCUGCCAUACUUGUCUUUUACUUGUGAAGAGGCCGCUACCAAAAGAGUAUUUUGAAUACACUGUAAAGAUGUAAAUACCUUAGAGUACUAUUUAAAGAGAAAUGUUCGGUGGAGAAUGGCCUUUUUGUAAUUAUUUCCAUAAAUAAAGAUUCUAUUUUACACUGUGAAGGGCCAUGUAAAUAAAGUG